Messenger RNA from Raphanus sativus (radish), 2197 nucleotides. RefSeq names its product putative pentatricopeptide repeat-containing protein At1g64310. Gene Ontology annotation, molecular function: RNA binding; protein binding. Gene Ontology annotation, biological process: RNA modification. The record is from RefSeq and is a predicted model, not a curated record. Lineage: Eukaryota; Viridiplantae; Streptophyta; Magnoliopsida; Brassicales; Brassicaceae. The transcript has a single exon. The coding region runs from base 407 to 2074 and encodes 555 amino acids.
UUUUUUUUUGGCAAGAAUCUUAUAUUAAGACAAAAGGUUUUCCGACAAGUCAACUUUAGUUUCAAUUCUUUAAUAUUUUUGUUGUGUAAUUUUUAUUCUUUUUGUUCCAAUUCUUUUGAUUAUAAAAUUAUUUUAAUGAAUUACAAAAAAUCUUUUGAUGAAUUGUAAAGCUAUAUAGUAUUAUAAAAAUAUAUUUAGUUUUAAUUUUUGAGUUUAAUUAUAAAAUUAUGUUGAUGAAAUUAUAAAACUACAUAUACAAAAGAAAAAAUUAGACGAAUUUGUAAAUUUGCAUAACUAUUAUUAUAUAAUCUAAACUACUUCAGUUUAUAUUAAUUCAAAUUGGAUUUUAGGAAUGUUCUAAAAAUAGGUUUGCCGCAGAGUAGUUCACUUUUGCUAGCUUCUGCAAAUGUCAUCGCAGUCGCAACUACGUUUGAUAAUCAACGAGUUCUCGAGAAAAUUUCAAACGAAGUUGAAUACCCAGAAGCUGCACAGCUUCGUUAGCAAGUCCCAACUCGCGCGUGAUCCCUAUUUCGCCACGCAGCUCGUCAAAUACUACUCCUUAAACGAUGACCUCAUCUCCGCACGCAAACUGUUCGACGUAUUUCCCGAGAGAAGCGUUUUCCUCUGGAACUCUGUUAUUCGAGCUCACGCUAAAUCCCCUCAUCAACUCGGUCCCGCUCUGUCACUCUUCUCUCAGAUGCUGAGCUCCGACACGAAGCCAGAUAGCUUCACCUACGCGUGCUUGGCACGUGGCUUCUCAGAGGGUUCUGAUACAGAGGGGUUGAGGUGUAUCCAUGGUAAUGCAAUUGUGUCUGGUCUUGGUUUUGACCUAGUUUGCGGUAGUACACUUGUUAAAGCUUAUUCAAAAGCUGGUUUUGGCUUUGAAGCGAGUAAGUUGUUUUUCUCAGUAGCAGAGCCUGAUGUUCCUCUAUGGAACGCUAUGAUCUCUGGAUAUGGAUCUUGGGAAGAAGGAGGAAGAAAUAUGUUUAACUUGAUGUUACGUCAAGGAAACAGACCUGAUUGUUAUACGAUGGUGGCCUUGAUGACUGGAGUGAUUGAUCCUGGUUUAAUGUUCGUUGCUCGGUCUGUUCAUGGGUUUUGUCUGAAAGUGGGUUUAGACUCUCAUUCUUACGUUGGUUCUGCGCUUGUGAGCAUGUACUCCAGGUGUAAGUGUAUUGCUUCCGCUUGUGGUGUGUUUAGUAGCAUCUCUGACCCUACUGAUUUAGUUGCGUGUUCUUCUUUGAUAAACGGUUACUCGAAAUGUGGACAUCACAAGGAGGCUUUGUGUCUGUUUAAUGAGCUGAGAAUGAGCGGUAAGAAGCCAGAUUCUGUUCUUGUUGCGAUUGUAUUAGGGUCUUGUUCUGAGUUAUCUAAUACGAUUUACGGACAAGAAGUGCACGGUUAUGUUAUUCGACAAGGGCUGGAAUUGGAUAUAAAGGUUAGCUCUGCUCUUAUACACAUGUACUCAAAAUGUGGGGUUCUUGACUCAGCGAUGACUCUUUUCGCUAAAGUUCCAGAGAAGAGCGUUGUUUCUUUCAACUCUGUUAUUUUGGGUCUCGGCUUGCACGGAUUUGCAUCCUCUGCUUUUGAAAAGUUCAACGAGAUGGUUGAGAUGGGAUUGAACCCCGACGAGGUCACUUUCUCUGCUCUCCUUUGUACAUGUUGCCAUUCUGGUCUUUUACACGAAGGUCAAGAGAUGUUCAUGAGGAUGAAGAGCGAGUUUGGUGUUGAGCCGCGGACGGAGCAUCAUGUUUACAUUGUGAAGCUGAUGGGAAUGGCUGGAAAACUGGAAGAAGCGUUUGAGUUUGUGAUGUCACUGCGAAGACCGAUUGAUUCAGGGAUUUGGGGAGCAUUAUUGUCGUGUUGUGAAGUCUACGAGGAUGCUCAGUUGGCAGAAGUUGUAGCGGCUAAGAUAAAGGAGAACGAGGAGGAAGAGAGAAGAAGAAGAGGUGUUUACGACGUUAUGCUCUCUAAUGUGUAUGCAAGAUAUGGGAAAUGGGAUGAAGCAGAGAUGCUUAGAGAUGGAGUUUCAGAAAGCUUUGGAGGUAAAUUGCCAGGCAUUAGCUGGGUUUAACUGCAAGGAAGCUUUUCAUGGCUUAGUUGGGUCUGCGUUGAUAUGGAAACAAUAACUUAAAAUGCAAACCAGUUUUUAGUACAUAAUAUAUGAUAUCAAAUGGUAUCUCCAUUAAACAAACAA